This is a messenger RNA of Brugia malayi, 300 nucleotides long. RefSeq lists its product as uncharacterized. Bases 1 to 300 code for a protein of 99 amino acids. The transcript is spliced from 2 exons. NCBI's taxonomy places the organism in Eukaryota, Metazoa, Nematoda, Chromadorea, Rhabditida, Onchocercidae. The record is from RefSeq and is a predicted model, not a curated record.
AUGCAAUCUUUUAUUGACAAAAGUAAACCAAUCUUACAAAAAGCAGUUGCCCUUGAUCGAGACAACAAAAAAGAUGAAGCGGUCGAAAAUUAUACAGAGGGUAUCACUUUAUUGCUUGGGGCUUUGUCAUGUGAUGAUACAGUGGAAAGUGCCAGAGAGGUUCUACGGGAAAGAAUAUCAAAAUAUUUGACUAGAGCAGAGAUACUAAAAGGACAAAUGAAGCCAGAAAUACUCUUAGUGCAGCAGAUACAUAUCAUGCAUAACGAUGUAUGGCUUAACUUUCUGAAGUGUAUUAGUUAA